UCAUGGGUAAUCAACCGUCCAAGGGCGAGAAAGGCUCGUCAGACGGCCCUGAUCUCAGCUCCUAUCCCUCCUUCUCCAAGUCCGACACCCAGGGCUCGACACGUUCUUUCCGCGGUUCCAUUCGCUCAAAGAUCCCCUCCAAGAUAUCCACCGACAACCUGCGNCCCCCAUCAUCCGCCCUGGCCUCACCUAAGAGACAGUCAGAGCCAGGUUUGGAUGCUGCCGCUAUACAGUCCAUCCCCGGUGCCAAACAUAGACGCUCCCCUUCCGCUCCCUCUCUUUCCGAAACGUCGCGCAGGAGCAGUGGAGCAAGCAACGAUGCCCAAGAUCAAGACGAUGUCCAAGCUCCUCCUUCUCCCACUCUGUCAUCCUCUAUCGGCCACGGCCAUUCCGACAUCACAAAAGCCCAGCGGUCCGGUGAGGUCGAGCACGUCUCUGACGCUCCUCCUACUGGCACUCUACAACACAACAACCUAACCGAACCUACUGAGUCUAUCUUGAUGAGGAAGGCUGAUCACAAGCCCAGUUCCGCUGCAGCAGCACUCGCCUUAUCGGAAGGCUCGGCUUCCAAUAACAUGGACAUCGGUGCCCUCAAGACGUCGGAUCUGGAUGACAUGAUCAAACGAUUGAUCGACGCAGGAUACGCCGGAAAGGUCACAAAAACAGUUUGUCUGAAGAAUGCCGAGAUUUUUGCCAUCUGCCAGGCUGCUCGUGAGGUCUUCCUUUCGCAACCUGCUCUGCUCGAGCUUGCGCCCGCAGUCAAGAUCGUUGGCGACGUUCAUGGUCAAUACACCGAUCUCUUGCGCAUGUUUGAAAUGUGCGGAUUUCCUCCCAACUCCAACUACCUCUUCCUGGGUGACUACGUGGACCGUGGCAAACAAAGCCUGGAGACCAUCCUCUUGCUGCUCUGCUACAAGCUACGUUACCCCGAGAACUUCUUCCUCCUUCGUGGCAACCACGAGUGCGCCAAUGUGACCCGUGUUUAUGGAUUCUAUGACGAAUGCAAGCGUCGUUGUAAUAUCAAGGUGUGGAAAUCGUUUGUUGACACUUUCAACUGCUUGCCUAUCGCAUCCGUUGUUGCCAACAAAAUUUUCUGUGUGCACGGAGGCCUAUCACCCAGUCUUUCGCAUAUGGAUGACAUUCGCAACAUUGCUAGACCGACUGACGUUCCAGACUAUGGGCUGCUGAACGAUCUGCUUUGGAGUGACCCAGCCGAUAUGGAAAAUGACUGGGAAGCCAAUGAACGAGGAGUGAGCUACUGUUUCGGCAAGAAGGUCAUCAUGGAGUUCCUUGCGAAGCACGACUUUGACCUCGUGUGCAGAGCGCACAUGGUUGUUGAGGAUGGUUACGAGUUUUUCACUGAUCGCGUUUUGGUCACCGUAUUCUCAGCACCAAACCUAGAUGCANNGUACUGCGGAGAGUUCGAUAACUGGGGAGCUGUCAUGUCUGUUUCUGGUGAGCUUUUAUGCAGUUUCGAGCUGCUGAAGCCUUUGGACUCGAGUGCUCUCAAGCGACACAUCAAGAAGGGUCGCAAUGAACGUCAAAACAUGCUGAACAGUCCGCCCGCAAGUCAAUAUCCUCAGAGUUAU
This is a messenger RNA of Aureobasidium musti, 1589 nucleotides long. NCBI's taxonomy places the organism in Eukaryota, Fungi, Ascomycota, Dothideomycetes, Dothideales, Saccotheciaceae. The record is from the annotation of a GenBank genome assembly.